GAGAGAGAGAGGCAGAGGGAGAGAGAGAGAGCCAGAGAGAAGUAGAGCGGUGUGCGGCUCGUGCAGAUUUCAGUGACACCACACAGCACGCGGAGGACUGUGCAGAUUGAACAGAGAGCUUUAUUUAAACUCUGUCACCAAACAAAAUAAAGAGAAGAAGGAGAAGAAGGAGCAAAAGAAGGAGAAGGAGAAUAAGUGUCGGGAGAGAGGAGGAGGAGGAGGAAUAUCCAAAAAACGCAACACGUAUCCGGUGGAUCCAGAGAGAGAGAGAAGCGGCUGGAGCAGGAGAAGAAGAAGAAGAAGGAGAAGGAGAAGAAGAAGAAGAGGGGGAGAGAUUUGACACUUUAACUCCUGAAACGACGCGUUUUUCACUGAAACCGUUCAGAGGAAUAAUGAGGAACGUUUGGAUAAUUUUGACCCUCGGCCUCGCCGCCGUCCUCUCCGGGGAAAGGAUAGCAGAAGCAGCCAAGACGUCCUCUCAGGCUGAUGACUUGUACCUGGAUGACACAGGCUCAGGAGGUUAUUACCCUGAAGAUGAUGACGACUUUAACUCAGGGUCUGGCUCAGGAGUGGGUGAAGAAGUGGUGAAGGAAACGGUGACUAUCAGCAUGGUUUAUUUCGAGCCCAAUGCAGCACAGCCCACCCAGGACUCCACCAAAGAUUUCACUCCCAGGGUGGACUCGGCUACCGUCAGAGAAAAGACACGCGACAGCCCACCCAGGAAACCAUUCAGAACAACGGCACCAGUGCCAGUUACAGAGGACAUGCAGAGGAAAGAGAUGACCAGUACGACCAGUGCCCCCAGCUCACCCCAGGAGGCCGUUGAGGUUCACACUGAAAACCUCUUCCAGAGGACAGAGGUGUUGGCAGCUGUUAUCGCAGGCGGCGUGAUCGGCUUCCUGUUCGCCAUCUUCCUCAUCCUCCUGCUGGUCUACCGCAUGAGGAAGAAGGACGAGGGCAGCUACGACCUGGGAGAGAGAAAACCCUCCGGUGCAGCCUAUCAGAAGGCCCCAACCAAGGAGUUUUAUGCAUAAGGUCCCACCCCCACCUCUCAUCACCACAUUGACAAAUCUCAAGUGACUGUGGGGAAAA
Messenger RNA from Paralichthys olivaceus (Japanese flounder), 1092 nucleotides. RefSeq names its product syndecan 2 (gene sdc2). Gene Ontology annotation, biological process: cell migration. NCBI's taxonomy places the organism in Eukaryota, Metazoa, Chordata, Actinopteri, Pleuronectiformes, Paralichthyidae. The record is from RefSeq and is a predicted model, not a curated record. Gene Ontology annotation, cellular component: cell surface; membrane.